AUGGGUGUCUUGCGUUAUCCGAGGUUGAGACUCUACUGGAAGCCUAGCAUGAAAUCUGCUCUUGUAGCGUCAGUCGGCCUAUCACGCAACCGCUUCGAGAAGCUCCGGAACAACCUGCAUAUUGUUGACGCUAAUAAUCCCAGCCAAACAGACCGCCUUUGGAAGGUGAGGCCCCUGCUGGAUGCUUUUCAGAAACGGUGCAAUGAGCUUGUUCCUGAAGAGCGGCUUUGCAUUGACGAGCAGAUUGUGCCCUUCAAAGGCCGUCUGGACAUCAAGCAGUACGUAAAAGGAAAGCCACAUCCGUGGGGCGUGAAAAUAUUUAUGCUGUGUGGUGAAUCUGGGCUUAUUUAUGACUUCCUGCCAUACCAAGGAUCGACAACUGCCUUAUCCGACCACCUAAAGUGUAACUUCAGCAUCACAGGUGCGAUAGUUAUGACUUUGGCUCAGCGCAUUCCAUCUGGUGUGGGACACAAGUUGUUUUUUGACAAUUAUUUUACUUCUCUGCCCCUGCUACGUGAAAUGCGGAAGAAAAAAAUAUUUGCUGCGGGAACAAUAAGGUGCAACAGAUGUGAGAAGUGUCCCUUGAUGAGCGAAAAGGAUCUCAAGAAAAAGGGGCGUGGCUCGUCCGAUUGCAUCGUGAGUGGGGACGGAAAGUUGGCCGUGACGAGGUGGCUGGAUAACAAGUCAGUGACACUGGCAUCCAACUUUCUUGCUGUGAAGGAUGAAGACACCGCCAGGCGAUGGAGCAAAGCAGAGAAAUGUUUUGUCGACGUCAGACGGCCAGCUGUGGUCGGUGCAUACAACCGCAGCAUGGGUGGCGUCGACAAAGUAGAUUUUCUUGUGGCGCUUUACCGUACAACCAUCCCGUCUAGGAAGUGGACACUGAGGAUGAUAUUUCACUUCAUGAAUCUGGCGGUAGUCAACGCCUGGCUGGAGUACAGGAAAGACGCGGACAGGCAGCUUAUGCCGUCAACAAAACAACUUGACUUACUCGACUUCACCUUGAACGUGAUUGAGGCACUUUCGGCAGCUGAGAGUAAACCUUUGACUCCGAAGAGAGGAAGGCCCUCAGCGUCCCCUCUGCAGCCUGCAAAGCAGGCUAGGUUUACAGAAAACAGGCCAGUUCAAGAUGUGAGGUUCGAUCAGAUUGGACAUUGGCCCAUUCAUGACGAGUCAAGGGAGCAGCGAUGCAAAAUGGAGGACUGCACUGGAAAAUCUCGCAUCCAGUGUGAGAAAUGCAAGGUCUACUUGUGCCUUUCAAAGUCUAGGAACUGUUUCAGAGUGUUUCACACACGGUGUUAA
Messenger RNA from Dermacentor albipictus, 1302 nucleotides. RefSeq names its product piggyBac transposable element-derived protein 2-like. The record is from RefSeq and is a predicted model, not a curated record. Lineage: Eukaryota; Metazoa; Arthropoda; Arachnida; Ixodida; Ixodidae.